CCUCCCCUCUGACGUACAGUGGUUCAUCCCUCAACUGGAGCGCGCGAGAGCGAUUCAGAAUCGAGUGUACACACCGACGCUGAGCGGAGAACAGGAGGAUUAAAAAAAAAAAAAAAAACUCCUCUAAAGCGGGCGACCUGCUCAGCCUUUCGGGUGUGGGAGGGUGACUAUUUUGUGUCUGCUAGACCGGGGGAGCAGGGGGGAGGAGGAGGAGGAACGGAUAAUGAGCUAUUCUUGUACCAGCACAGGCAACAGCCAGGACCCAACGAGCGCUAAGAAAUCCGGCGGCGUUAAUCCCAGUAGUUGCAGCGGCGGAGACACCGGUAACGGCAACAACAGUUACAGCAUCCGCGGCAGCCAAGCGAACUCGAAGCCCGAUUUAACCGAGGCCAUGAAAGUCAAGAAGGGUUGCAACACGACAGAUGUCGGGGUCCCCGUCACCACAGAGGAGGAAUUGCUCGCGAACAAAACGAUCAGCCCCGAGGAUGUGCUGGGAUUGCAGAAGAUCACUGAAAACUACCUAUGCGGUCCAGAAGACAAUGUGUACAAUAUUGACUUCACGAGGUUCAAGAUCAGGGACAUGGAGACAGGGACAGUGCUGUUUGAGAUCACCAAACCUCCAGCCACAGAUAAAGGUGGGGAUAAAAGAGAUGUUGAUCCAAAUGCUGGGCGAUUUGUACGAUAUCAGUUCACGCCGGCUUUCUUACGGCUACGUCAAGUAGGAGCCACCGUUGAAUUCACAGUGGGGGACAUUCCUAUCAAUAACUUCCGGAUGAUUGAGAGGCACUACUUCCGUGAACAGCUGCUGAAGAGCUUUGACUUUGAGUUUGGCUUCUGCAUUCCCAGCAGCAAGAACACCUGCGAGCACAUCUACGAGUUCCCUCCACUCUCUGAGGAUCUCAUACGUGAGAUGAUCCUACAUCCUUACGAGACUCAGUCUGACAGUUUCUACUUUGUGGACAACAAGCUGGUCAUGCACAACAAAGCAGAUUACUCUUACAGCGGAGGCCCUUAAGACACCAGGGGAUGGAGCCAGAAACAGAGUUUGACUAACAGACCUAUGAACCAAUCAAACGUCUUUCUCCACCAGUCAUGCCCUCCUUGAUACGAUGUCAUAAACCACCGCCUACAGUGCUCAUUGCCUGUUUUCAUAAGAUCUAGAGUCAUACUAUCACAAGGUCUUGUCUGAUACAUACAUAUCCUAUUCUGAUUUCCACACUGCCAUUGUUCACAGUACAUCAGCAAAUAAAGCUAUUUAAAUGUCUGUUUUUACGCCCUCAAGUGAGCAAAUUAAAAUAAGGUUACAUGUUUUGUAUGGGCAAAGCACUGUGAUGUGAAUGGUUCUUGAGUGUAUGUGGAUUUUGAUUUCAGUAAUUUUGUGUGCUUGUUUGUGGACAGUGCUCACAAUUUAAGACUGAUAAAAAUCAUUAUGUAUUGCUGAUGUAAAAUAAUUAUUUCCCCAUCAGAAUAAGCUACAUACCUUUAUAUCAUAUUUCAUACUUGUGAACUUUUCAACCUAAAUAGAACAUUAUUUUAUGGUAAAACACAAUAAUUGAUAGAUUUGUGUUGCAUUAGAUAUAUUUUGAUACGUGAACAAAGUUGAAACUUGCUUAAUUUUGAGAUGUUGAUAUUUGUGUGUAUUAAAAUAAAAAAACAGCAAAAAAAAUAAAAAAUUUGAAACAGUUGAAGAUCAGUUAAAGGUGCACAACUGACAUGGAUCUACAGUGGUGUGCAGUUUGGUCAACGGGAUUCGCUUGGUAACGUAAUAAAAACCUUUGCUUUCAAAGGUCUGCAUAAAGUUCUUGACACGUGGAAAUAUGCUGUGAAAGAUGUUCUGUGUAGAUCAAUUGUUUGUGAAAAACAUCCAACAGUACAGAAAUGGGAAUAUAGCACAUGUUACAAGCCUUGACCUUUCAAAGGUCUAGUCUGUGUGGUUUCUCUUGUAUAUGUGUGUGUGUGUGUGUGUGUGUGUGUGUGUGUGUGUAUAUGUAUAUAUAUAUAUAUAUAUAUACACACACACACACACACACACACACAAGGAAAGAAAUAUGUUUUCAGCUUUCUGAAGUACAUCAGUGAUCAAGGGAUGGCUUCUCUCAUCUGUACAUCUAGUGUUCUCUUUCUCACACAUUCCAAUGAGUUGGGCCCCUCAUGGAUGUUUAGUACAUAUAGUAGAGGUUAGAUUUAAUGUUUCAUCCAAGGAUGUGUCUGAUUUUUUUUUUUUUUUAUUCAUAGUGCAAAAAGUGCAUUUAGGAUAAUGAUGACAGAAAAUGCUGUCAGUCUUUGGUUAAAGAGACACUUUCAGGACUCGACUCAAAGUGUGGAUGAACUGGAAAAAUGUUUCUAGUCAAAGAUGUAACAGCUUUAUUUAUGACUGUAAUUUAUUGUAAAUUAUUUUGAGGGAAAAAAGAAAAGAAAAAAAUGUUUUGGACAAUUCAAAUUCCAGUCUGGAAUAAAACAGAAAUAAAUGUAUGUUGAACUUUUGGAAA
This is a messenger RNA of Myxocyprinus asiaticus (Chinese sucker), 2489 nucleotides long. Its product is annotated as protein unc-119 homolog A-like. Gene Ontology annotation, cellular component: centrosome; spindle pole; spindle midzone. Bases 224 to 1015 code for a protein of 263 amino acids. The transcript is spliced from 5 exons. Gene Ontology annotation, biological process: nervous system development; visual perception; positive regulation of protein tyrosine kinase activity. The record is from RefSeq and is a predicted model, not a curated record. Gene Ontology annotation, molecular function: lipid binding. Lineage: Eukaryota; Metazoa; Chordata; Actinopteri; Cypriniformes; Catostomidae.